Molecule: messenger RNA, 4061 nt
Organism: Ceutorhynchus assimilis (cabbage seed weevil)
Lineage: Eukaryota; Metazoa; Arthropoda; Insecta; Coleoptera; Curculionidae
Source: the annotation of a GenBank genome assembly
UAAAUCGAUCCGGAAACUUUUUUCUUUCAAAAAUGUUUAGGUAGCGUUUAGAUUCUGAGCAGUGAGUAGUGGUAGACUGAAAAAAUAAAUAGUUUAAUUGAAUUGCCGAUAGAAUAUUAAUGAAUUAACCGUGUGUGAGGGAAUGUAGAAUUGAAUUAAUUAACAUAUUAAUAGAGAAAGCGAUUUAUGUGCUUGUAACAUUAUUAUUAUUGUUUAUUUGAGUGCGAAAAAGAUACAGUAAUUUUUUUCUCUUAUCUUUUCGAUAACAAACUCAUAAAAAUAAAUCGAUCAAUUAAUUUUUCUGAAAAAUAAGUAAACGUAACAGCCUGAUUUAUUUAACAAAAUCAUUCAUAUCGGCAGCUUUUGAAGUAAAUGUUUGUUAAACCUGAAUUUUUAAAGAUUCCAUAGUUCAUUCGUUUUUCGAUUUUUUUCAUUACACUGGACGUUGUACCUAUUGUAUGUAGUAUUCAAUAAUUUAAAAUUCAAAAUACCGAGCAUGGCUGCUCUUCAAUUGAGUGUCCAAUCUAAUAGUGUAAGUUCCAGUUCAGAAAGUGAGGAGUCUAUACCACAAUGGAAGAAAGAUCUUAUAGCCAGACUGAGGAAUCAGAAUAGGAAAAGCGAUGAACGUUUAUGGAUCGACCACCAUUCACCACACCACCACCCUCACCCCCGUACAGAUCUAGUUUAUCCAAUGUCACCCGAAAAUGGUUUUGGCAAAGAUCCACCAUCGGAUUCGCCAGCUUCGUCCGAUUCGGAAGACUUACAUUAUGGUCCUGGAAUCGUCAAUCGGUUGCGUAACAAAUAUUUAAGUUUAGCUUUGAGAGAAAGCAAUAAUCGACCGACUAUAUUGAGGAAAGCUACCAGCUUGGAAAAUUUGUUGGACGAUGAUGGCGGCGAGGAAACGGAAAAAGAAGAUAUUAGGUUGUUUGCUAGGAGAAAUGGUGGACAAGAUGGAGCAAACAGAUACAGAUCGUCAAGUAGAAGGCAAGAUAUGAAAAGAGCACGAUCUGUUGAGGUAAUUUCGCGAACCAAUCAUGAAGAAGAACUAACGAUGACUUCAUCAGUCACUGCCAAAAUUAACAAUCGACAGUCUCUUCAUGAAGAUAUGCUCACUAAUAUAAACGAAAAUAAGGGAGUUUUAAUAGAGAAUACAAAAUCUUACAAAAAACCAGUUUCCAUUGAAAACGGAACAGAAGACUCAAGCGAAAAAUAUAGUAGAAAAAUCAACAGACCUAAAAGAAUAUCUCCUUUGCUGAACGAAAGGGAGAAACCUCCUGUGGAUGUAGUGAAACAUGCCAAAUUGAUUUUUGAAAAGAGGCCAGAGACUCGAACCAAGAAACCUGUUCAGACUGGAGAAGUUGCCGCCAAAGUCGAUAGCUUCAACGACAUUAUCGUCAAAACUAAAGUGGCCUUAAAAUCCACUAAGCCCGCCAUUAAAACCCAAAAACCAGUACUUCAUGAUAAACCGAAAAGUAAUACUCAUCAUCAUGCAAAGCCAGUUGCGAAGCCUGUGAUUAUUAGCGAAGAACUUGUAAAACCUAAAACCCUGGAACUGAAAUCUUCCAAACAAAAAGGAUUCAAUAGUUUGCCUAGUCCUAUUCCCGAUGUUAGAGUUGACAUAAAACAUCAAGAUGGUACGAAUCCAAGAAACAACUUGUUGAAUUACCUAAGUGAAACUCCAGAUUUAAUUUUAACAUCAAGCCCUUUACCAAAAAUAACUUCUCCGACUUAUAGAAAAAAGUCUACACAGACUUUUAUUGAAGAGGAACGGAAUCGGUCUUUAGAACACCCAGAAGCCACAAAUAAGUUUAUAAGCCCAGUUCACAGUCCCACAAAAAUAUUCAACCAAAAGCAAAGCUCAUUGAAUUUUAAUCGAGAAGACGAAUUGGAUUGUUUAGGCAUGAAAAUGAUCUCUCCAAUAUCACAAAAGAACAUUACGAAAAAUUCAGCAUCUUCAGUUUUUAACUUUUUAAAUGCUUCUAUCGAUCAAAAGCAUUUGCCUUUAACCAAGAAAAAUGGUGUGGAGCAAAAAAGUCUAAUUGAGUCUGAAUUGAAUGGUUUUGGCAAUUCAAAUAAAAUCAAAGUUAUCUUGAGUCCUAUUGAAGCAGAGAAAAACCUUAGAAAUUCAGUGAAAUUUUCAGAAGAACCUGUUAUUGUUGUCACAGAAGUAGAUGUCCAAAAAUUGAGCCCGGAUGUAGCUACCAAAAAUUUAAAUGCAAACAAAAGUUGGCAAAAUCUUGGUAAUAUUGUUGAAAAGCAAAGUAGCAUCUUUGAAAAUCUUAGUAAAAACGAACAUUUUACAAAAACCAAAACCGUUAGUAGUGAUUCGGAACCAACGCGACAAGAUUUAAUUAGUGUAGAACCCAGUGAAGAAGUUAUUUUGGAAUCGGACAAGUUAGAUAAAAUCGAAAUAAUAAUUGAUCCAAAAAAAAGUGCAAGUGACAGUAAUAAAAGUAGUAUAGUGGACCCAGUAAGUGAAGACAAAUCCAAAGUAGUGUUGCCGAAGAAAACGAAGUCCAGACAAGAAGAAUCUGCGGUGGCAGUGUUCAAUUUUACAUCAAGGAAAGACGUUCCUGAUUAUAUUUCUAAUGAUACAAGUCGGGCGCCUAUGAGACCUGUUAUUCCUAAGCCCGAUGAACCAGGCAUCAAACUCCUACCCGAAGCGCUUCUAACCAACUUCAAAGAAAUCCAAGAAGUAUGGGAAGAAGACGAACUGAUCAAAACCCUAGAGGCGCGACCUCCAAGUCCUUGUGAUGUCACUUUCAUCAACGACAAUGUGCUCAUAGAAGGAAAAUCUAGUCUUACCCAGUCUACCUCUAAACGAAUGAAGUUAAAAAUAUCAUUUAUCGACGAUGCAGAAAUAUACGAGUACCCAUCAGAAUCGUCAAUGCUACUAGAAGACUCCCAAGAAAGGUCAAUACCUGGUACAAGUCAAGUUGGUCAAACUAUUCCAACACUUUCUGGUUCUUCUCUAUCCUCCUACACGCCAAAAACUACAGAGGAUUUUCAGUUAGGCAUCACCAAGAGCUUCCAGGAACCGCCGCCGUUGUCUCCCAAACCAGUUGAAACCCAAGAAGACCAACAGACUGUUCUAGAAGAAGUCGAACAACCGGUUCUGUUCAGUUCAGGGAGUACCAGUGAUAUACUUUUUUAAUUUGUAGAUUAAUGUUACGAGUAAACGCCAAUUGAUAAUAUAUGGACCAAUUUGUGUAUAUUUUAAAAAUAAUUUUACAGCUUUAGUGUUUUUGUGUAAUUGCUGUUCUAAGUGGGCGAGUUUUUGUAAUCGUCCAAAAAGUAAAGCUUUAAAUGUACGGAUUUUGGACAAUCCUUUUACCAUUAAAAGCAAUUUUAAAUUGCUUCAAAUGCUUUAAACAUUCCAUUUAUUUUGUGCUAACAGUUACAAUAGCAUUCCAGGCUAAAAAUUAGUUUAGUGUAAAAAUAUCAUCAUAUAAGACUGCUUAACUUAUAGUGGCCUUUUAUGCCUGCCAAAAACCUUUUUUUUUUUAAAUAAGAAUAUUUAUUUAAUAAAUUUUUGGUAAUACAUAUUUCUUGCUUUUAAAGGUAUUUUUGGAAACUACUUCAAAGCAUCACUUUUUGAUGUCAGCACUUGUUUUACAUCACAUAAAAUUUCAAAUUUAAAAUGCCCGAAGUAUUUAAAGAAAGCAUUUAAUUGGUACAGUAUGUCCUAUAAGUCGUUUAUUUUUCUUCAAAACCUAAUUGUUAUAAUAUUUGUAUAAAAUAUCUGUGAUUUAAGUAAAAUAAAAACUAUUUCUUAAGAUUUUUGUCCUAUUUUUUUUUUAUAAUAAAUUUAAUUUUGUGUGCAGCCAAUAGUUUGUAAGGUAUGAAUUAUACAGGAUGUUUUAGAAUCUAAGAUUUUGCAAAAAAAAACUAUGAUUCAAUUUUUUUUCUGCCUUGCUUUAAAGCUGAUACUGCAGGCGUAUUUUGUAUGGAUCCACGUUUUGAAGCUUGUUUUUUAAAUGAUAAGUAAUUUGUAAUAAUAUUUGAAUAAUGGCUACGUAUACGUCUCGUUUUUAGAAAUAUAUACAAGUAUUAUUUAUUAA